Trichobilharzia szidati is the source of this 510-nucleotide messenger RNA. Lineage: Eukaryota; Metazoa; Platyhelminthes; Trematoda; Strigeidida; Schistosomatidae. The record is from the annotation of a GenBank genome assembly.
AGUUGAUUGAGUACGUUACGUUAAAAGUGUGUGACGGGAGACGCCAUGUCACAGUCACGUCAAUCAACAUCGUCAAUUCCUCCUGAGCUUCGAGUGGAUUUAAGUGAAAUAGUGGAAGACUUGUUAGCCUUUCACUAUGAUGAUAUUAGCACUUCUGUGUCGGAUAACACAAACUCUACGAAUCCUUUGACGACUAGCGGACCAAACAGUGCUGAUCUCGUUCGUCGGCUUACUCGUAUGCGUUCAAACAUACAACGAGCUCAAGAAGCAGUACGUAAACUGACCACUUGUGAUCUAGAUCUUCCUGCUCAAGAGAAACUAUUAUUAGCUGUUGCAAACUCUUGUGUAACUAAACGUCAUUUAGUAUGUAUGUUGAAGACUGAACUUGAAAAGUUAUCAUCUAAAGAUUCUGACUGUUAUUUUGAGUAAUUCUUUUGUUCCUACUACUCUUCUUUUUUCGAUAUCCUUCUUGAUAAUUGUGUACAGUUUUUUAUAAAAAUAUUGAUAAAA